AUGUCGCCUCUUAGACCGCAUUGUUUAGCACGGGAUAGGCUAAGGCUAUGGGUACCAGGAAUAUCACGGUCUCUGUUAGAUCAUGCAGGUUCACCAGUAACAAUAUCCGAGAAUGACCUCGACCGCAUACUGACUGUGAUCGCGCACUCCCACGCUCCCAGCACCAGAGAAUCCUACGGCUCAGGUCUUCUGGUGUUUUACGUCUUUUGUGACUCCAGGAAUGUCCCAGAGUCCCAACACUGCCCAGCAUCUUCAAUCCUGAUUCUCGCGUUCAUCGCUUCCUGUGCCGGGCUAUAUUCGGGAAAAACACUCAAGAACUACUUAUAUUCCAUGAGAGCUUGGCACCUGUUACACGGCCAAGCUUGGCGAGUCGAACAAGAUCAGAUAUCCUUAGCACUAGAAGGAGGUAAACAUCUCGCUCCUGCAGCUUCCACACGUCCAAAAUGGGAACCCUUCACCAUGUCACUCAUCAUUCGCCUCCACUCAGCGCUAGAUCUAUCCACAUCUCUACACGCUGCAGUAUACGCAUGUCUCACCACUUCUUUCUUCACGCUCGCGCGCACUGGCAAGUUUACGGUACCCUCUCUGCGAAGCUUCAAUCCGCUGGUACACGUACGAGUAAGUGACAUGAGAGACGAAACAGAUUGCAAUGGUUUCCGUGUGACCAUUGUAGAAACAACGAUACUGAGAGGAACAAAUGAUGCUCCAGACUGUAUCUAUAAAUGUUGA
Suillus fuscotomentosus is the source of this 729-nucleotide messenger RNA. RefSeq lists its product as uncharacterized. The record is from RefSeq and is a predicted model, not a curated record. NCBI's taxonomy places the organism in Eukaryota, Fungi, Basidiomycota, Agaricomycetes, Boletales, Suillaceae. The coding region runs from base 1 to 729 and encodes 242 amino acids. The transcript has a single exon.